UUCUACACUUUUAAUAUUUUAAAAUGUAUUUGAUAUUUGAAAAACUUCUUGAAGCUUCUAUACUUAAUUCCGUGUAAUGUAACAAUUGGAAACGGUCACUGAAAUUGCGCAAAAUAUUCCAAUUAAAAUUUUGAGAGAGGAUGUUUUUUUACCCGGAAGGUUAUUAGCAGCCAAUCAUAUGAUCUUGCGGAGGAAUAUUGCCUUCUUUCGGUCGUGAUGUGGUUUCAUCAGACAACAGAAUUAUCACGUAGUAUGUGUAUAUAUUUCCUCGUUGUGCAUAUUAUUUGUUAUGAAAAGUAGCAGCAAUAAAAUUGAUUUAAUAUUUUUAUGAAAUGGCCGAAGGCACAACAGUAAAUACAGGUAGAAUAGUGUGCCCAUUUUAUUUAUAUUCUUCUUGCCAAGAUGGUGCUAGAUGCAAAUAUACUCACGAUGAUACUGCCACAUGUAGUAAUCUUAAAAACGUUGCCUGUCGUUUCUUUUUGAAGGGCAUUUGUAAGUAUGGUGAUAAUUGCUGGUUUUUGCAUUCAACUGUUAAAGGGGAUAUUAAUUCUAAACCUAAAUCGCGUAAUGAUAAGCUGGCUGCUGGGCCUUCACGUCAACGUUCAGAAAAUCAUAGCCCAUCAACGCCCAAACACGAUGUAAACAAAGUCGAUACUUUUCCAGCUAAGUGUAAUUUACGAAGUUUUAGCUCCAUGAGAAAAGAUAAAACAUCUCCUUGCAGUCCAGAUUCACCAAACUGGGUAAACGCACCUGAAUUUGUGCCUAAGACUAACAAAUCUUAUGCCGAUACUUUGAAAUCAAAUGUUUGUGUUAUUAGAUCAAAGCCUCAAAAAUUGGAUAUGGAGUUGUGCAUGCAUUUCUUUGAGGGUAAGUGCCCUUAUAAUGAUGAAUGUCCAUGCAUUCAUGGAAAUUUGUGUGAACUUUGUAGAAAAUAUUGCUUGAAUCCAUAUGAUGAGAGACAACGAAAGCUUCAUAUUGAAUAUUGUGAAAAAGAACUUGAACAAGAUAUGGAAUUAUCAUUUGCUAUUCAACGUAGUGUGGAUAAAACCUGUGGCAUAUGUAUGGAUGUUAUAAUGGAAAAAGAUCCAGUUGCAGAACGUCGUUUUGGAAUUCUUGAAAAAUGCAAUCAUGUGUUUUGUUUAUCCUGUAUCAGAAAGUGGAGAAGAGUCAAGACUUUUGAAAGUGCACAGCAUGUUGAUCAUUUAGUAGAUCCCGGUGUUACCCGUGCAUGUCCAGAAUGUAGAGUGUCUUCUGAUUUUAUCACACCUAGCCAGUAUUGGGUUGACACAGAAGACGAAAAGAAAAAAUUAAUUGCCGACUAUAAAGUAGCACUAAGCAAAAAACCUUGUAAAUAUUUCAAGCAAGGUAAAGGAACAUGUCCAUUUGGUGGUGCAUGUUUCUAUCUCCAUGCCAAACCUGAUGGCACAAAAGUAGAUUUACCAUUACCAACAAGAAGACGCCGACAAAAUCAAGAUGGUGAAUUAGAUUUCAUGGGUAGAAUAAUCUUAUGGGAUUACUUGGAAGUAAGAGAUCAAAGUGUUUUGAUGCAUUUGGAUCUAGAUGAACUUGUUUAUGCUAUGUCUGAUGAUACUGAUCAUGAAUCCGAGUCGAGCGAAGAAGACUUCUUUAUUAGCGAAUCAUUUUAAUUUCUGUUAACCUCUUUUCUAGAAAAUUGCGCUAUUUAUUUAGAUUUACCUUUUCGAAAGCCUUAUAUUCAACUAAAUGCUUAUUUCUUGCAUACUAAUUCAGUUCUUGUUAGGAGUUUUUAAUGCAAGUGUGAAUUGAACUUUUCAAAAUCGUGAGUCAUUUGGUUGUUGUUUAUUAGUGAACUGAAUUAUAUAUAAUCUAGUACUGAACAUCAAUGAACACAGAAUCACAAAGUAUAGUUGUCUUCUGAAAAAAAAUUUCAUCCUUUUUCUUUUUUUGAAAAAAAAAAUCAUUUUGUUGAUGUUGGUUUUCAAAGCUCGGUUGCUUUUUUGAUGUUAGAAAACUGUUUACUAGUCUUCAAUCUUAAUAUGUUGAUUCAGGAAUUAUGGAACCGGUUUUUCAAAUCUGCGAAGAUUUCAUUAUAUGUAACAAAUAUUUUUUUAUUGCAAAGCUUUAGAUUUUAAAUUUUCUCGUUUGAUGAAGCUCUUCUAUAUUUUUUAAUGCAUUAUUUUGCUGAUAUACUCUAAUUUUUUUCAUUGUAAAACUUUAGGUUUUAAGAUAUCUUUAUUGAUUAAGCAGUCUUAUUGUUUUUAUAAAAAAUAAGAUCCACUAUUAGCAAAUAUACUCAUAUUUUAUUUGUAAUACUAGACUGCGCUGGUCAUUUGUUUUUAUUGAAAAUUUCUACACUCUUUAGAUUUAUAUUUAAUAUUAUUACAGUCAUUAAUACAAUCAUGUCAUUAAAUGCUUUUUUAAUUUCUGUGCUCUAUCUGUAAUGUGUGUGAUAGUCUUGUGAUAACUUUACAUAUAGCUUUUUUACGCGUGUAUAAAAAUGAAUUAAAUCUUCUUAAUUAAUGUAUUAAGAUUUUUUCAAUGUAUGUUAAAAAUGUUAUUAGAUUUUGUUAAGUUUUAUCUCUGUUAAUCAUCUGUAUUAUUUCAAUCAUCUUCUAACUUGGCUAUAAAACAUGAAAUUGUUUCAGUACUAUGAAGUGUAUCCUUAUCAUAAGUGUAUAGUAUAUAAAUAUAUAUUAUAGUUUUAUUUUUAUAGCUACAUUUUUAAAAACCAUUGCAAUAUUUAUUCAUAUAAGUGGAUUAACAAAAAGUUGUGAUAUAUAAAUACUCAAUAAUUGGUUAACUUUUGUUUUAACAUGUGCUGUUCUUAAAUAUUUUUCUUAUGUAGAUAUUUGCAUUUUUAUGCUGUUAUAAAUGUACAAAAUUAACUUCUACAUAUCUAGUGUGUUCAACUAUUUUGUGAUUAAUAGAUUUUUAUUCUGCUAUCUGUAUCUAUCUUAAAUUUGAAUUUUUUAUUCUUUAAUGUUUGCAAUUCUGGAACGAACUAAAUGUCCAUCCGAAUUGAAAAUAUUUGUUUUAGAGUUUUGAAUCACAUUAUACAACACUUCAUAAGAAUUUAUUUUAAAAUAACUUUAUUUUAUCAUAAAUUUAUUUUCGUUUUUAAGAAAAUUAAAACAAAAUCAACAAACUUUUUUUCAUAUUUUAAUGUGGAAUGACUUGUAUAAGCAUUAGUUUUAGUUUCUUAUAAUUAUUUUACUUUUUUUGUACAUGUUGAAUGAAGCUUAAAUUAUAAAAACUUUUUAGGUAUUAUGAAGUGUGCGUUUCUAGAAACUUUUAUGUUGUUAAAAUUGUGUUGAUUAUCUUAGUAAAUGUUUUCAAUGCUAUGGAAGUAUUGGAAGUGCUAUGCAAUAUUUGAACCUAUAAUUGUUACAAAAAUUAAAAUUGAAUUUCACAAUAUUCUGCUAUGCAAUGUCUAUGCAAACUCUGUGCUAUAUACAAUAACUGCUAUGUACUCUGACAUUUUUUUAAAAAGAUUUGUUAAAAUUAGAUUGUCCGAAGCGUGCCAUUUAAAGAAAAUUUAACCUGAAUAUGUAGAUCAAGUGAGUCUUUUUGCUGCUAAUUUUUACUAGUGAUCAAGGCAUAAUUUGAAAUAUUUUAGAUAAGGUAGAUUAUUCUUAGAAAAAGUAACUAUAUAGACGCCUACACUUAAGUCUAUUAAAUUUUUGACUCGUACUAUUGGUUUUUCAGAACUUAUUGCAAUUUAAUUUUUAAUAUUCUUUAGACUGAAAAAUAAAUUCAUUCAAAGAUUCCUCUUUAAGUAUUUUAGAAACCUUGUAUCUAUCUUAUUAAAUAUCAUUCCUAUAGCUUUGAAAGAAUAUUUAAAUUAAGAAUAAAAUUGUUUGUAAUUUGAAACGUAUGUUUUAGAUUUUCUUGAAAUUAAUUGAGCUAAUUCAUGAUGAUACUCAGGUAUGGAAUUUUAAAUUCCAUUUAGCUCUAUAACUUUAAAAAAAAAAAAAAAAUCUUAUUAGUUUUAAAAUCAAGAUAGAAGUUAACAUACCUCUGACUAUACACAGACUAAUACUGAAGUACAAUCAUAAGUUGCUACAGACAAAAAAUUCGAAGUGUCGUCUAUAAGCUAAUAAAUAAAAUAAAAUAGUUUUUCAACUUAGUACAAGGAAUUUUCUAAAUUCUACAUGUAAUCUUCCAAUCUGAUUCUUAAUUUCUAUUUUAUCUCAGCUUUAAUAACAUAACCUUUUUUUUCUUCUAUUUUUUUAUAAAUAUAUAUGCUUGUUUUACGAGCAAAGUUAACCUUUAAAAAGUAGGCAACUGUAUCACCAACUACUUAAAAAUAGUUCCUGUUUUUGCAUAUUGCAUGAAACAUUUUUAGAACAAAUGUUUUAUGCAGCAAUUGUUUAAGAAAUUUUAUACAAAUAUAACUUUAAAAAUUAACAAAAAAAUCAAUUGAUAUUUUUUCUUUUUAAAUGCAUGUAUUUUUUUUAAGGCAGCAGCUUACUAAUAAGGAAAGGAUUAUUAAAAAAAACUUUUUCAAAAUUUUAAGACUUAAUUUUUUUAAAAAGAAAAAAUCUCUUCAUAGGCGAGGAAAAGAGUAGUUGAAUACCUCUUUUUUUCUAAUUAAUUUUAAUAUUUAUUUCUCACCUGGUGCCUAUUCUUGCUGCUGAUUUAUAUAAGAAAAAUGUAUUGUAAUAUUUUAUAUUAAGGUCUGUAAAUUUCUUUGAAAAAUUCAGUCACUAUAAUAUGUCUUGGUAAAGAUGUUUUAAAAAAAUAUUGUGUUCAAGUUUAAUAUGAAUGUUUAAUGACAAAAAUUUGAAAUCAAUCUUUGAUCACAAUUCUCAAACAUAUCACUUAUAGAGAUUCUGCAUAGAGACUUGAGACAAAAUUCUACACCAUUAAAAUUUUUAAGAAAUACCAACUUAAAGACAAAUUAUUGAACCAAAUUAUUAUUGUAAUUGCGCUGUCAAAUUCAACCAAACUUAAAAAAAUAGAUAUAUUUUUAAUGACAAAAGAAGAAAUCGAAACUAUACAUCAAAUUAUGUACUUUUCCUAAUUGUAAUGUUUGAUCAGUCCUAAUUAAGUUAUUGACUAUUGAAAAUAAUUCUUUUUCUUGAUUUGAAAUUCAUUGUUUUGUCUUUCAAUUGAUAGCAUAAUUAUAGAGCAAAUGUGAAAGUUUUGUAAUUUUUUAAUGUUCAUUUAUUUUGUAAGGUUGGGUGAAAAAUUUAUCCUCUGAUAACUAUCACAAUCAUUUUUUUUUUGUUUCCUUUUUUAUAUUUUGAUUUCUUUUCCUCAUCUUUCUCUGCACUUCAUUUUUUUUUUUUUUUAAAGAAGCGAAAAAUUUGACGUUCUAAUUUAUUUAGUUUCUCAUAGAAUUUUUUAAUUUUUUAAAAAUUUAAUUUUUUGUCUCUUUAUUUUUACUGUUAUGGAAUUUUUUAGAGGCAUAUUUUUCAAUCAAUCAAUUUAAAGCUAUUUUCCUGUAUUCUUAUGUAAUAUUCGUUUUUGGUUGAAAUUUGUACUAAAUGAAUAGUUUUUCUUUGUUUUACUUUUAAUUUGUUUUUAGGACUGUCUUUUUCCUCAUGUUAUUGUUGAUCAAUAGAGGUUUCUGCAUUGGGGGGGGGGAUGAGAAAGAUAAAUACUAAUGCAAGAUACAGAAAGUGUGAAGACAAAUUUUAAACAAUUAUGAUUAUAGCUAAAAGUUCGGUCACUGAAGAAUACUAAGUUCAGUCAGUAGAAGAAAAAAGUAAAUUCUCCUUCAAAUCUAAUAAGUUCACUCAAAAUUUAUCAGAUGGACCAAUUGUUACAAUUAAGUAUUUAGUUUUUAUUUCAAACAGAGUUGGUAUUUUGUCUAGAAUAAACCUUUUUCUUCCAGGCCCACUGAUAGAAAAAUUAUGUGUAUUUGUAUUUUACUAAAUAUUCUGUUUAAAGAUCAAUUAUCUGAAAAAAAACUAUUUUUUAAGAACGAAAUAAAAACUAAUUUUUCACACUAAAGUUAUAAUAGUAAAUCCUAGGCAAAAUAUUGUAAAGCAUCCAAAAUGUGAACCAAAAAAAAUGACAUUUAUCUUUGCAAACUUAAGAGCUUUAUUUAGAAUAAAUAAUCUAUAAUUGAAAAUUCAUUUGACAGUGUUCGUGAAUAUUUUAAUAGUAAUCUGUUAUUCAAUUAUAUUUUUUUAUGGAAGCAUGAUCAUUUAUUAUUUGUUGAUCUAAAUUUAUGCUAUAUCUGACUUAUUCGCUCAUUUUUCAACAAAAAAAAUUUGCAUACAAGUUGCAUAUUAUUCAAUUUUCAGUAAUAGUUUUAUCCUGCCCUUAGCAAAGUACUAUUUUAAAUAUGAUUUAAUUCUAUGAAUUGUAUAUCAAGAAGAAUCUUGUUUCUUUUAUCUUUUGUAAAGAUCAUUUGACUUUGAUUUUUUUUAAAGAAAAUUUAUCUAGAAAUCUCGAUUGUAAUUCUUGGUUGAACUAUUACUGAAUCAAUUACUAUUACUAAUCACAUUUUUUUUCAUAAUCAUUGAAUAUUUUCUUUUUACGUAUAUCUUUAUUAUGUAUAUCCUUAGAGAUUUAUAUUUUAAAUAGGGACCUGCUUUUAAUAAAGGACCCAGAUAGUUGGAAGGCCUUGGUCCUAAAGACCUGUUUUAAGUCUAGCAGAAUCACUGUACCUAUAUAUUUGAUAGUUGUGGAAAAUUUUUUAUUUUAUCCAAUGCUGUCUUGAUUAUUAUAAAAUUUAUUUUUAUAUUCUUUUUAUAGGAAAAAGUGUCCAAUUUCCAUCCAAAAACUUUAAAUAUAUUUCAAAUUGCUGUGAAGCUAAAUAAUUAUAAAAUUUAGAAAUUCUAAAAAUGUAAAAACGUUCAUGAAAUAUUAGUGAGUAUUAACUUAAAUUUUAAGUAAAGUACAAACAUUUUACUUAUUUUCAUGUUGUAUUAGUUUGCCCUUUAAUACUGCUACAUAACAUGAUUAAAAACUUUUCCCAUUACUAAAUGCAAAUGGUAUUUUACUUAAAAUUUAGUUUUGUAAAUAUUAGUUUGUUUUAUUUUAAAUAUUUUACUUUACAUUAUUAUGUAAUUUUCUGUGUCAUAUAUGAAUAUUUUGAAGUUUUAAAAAUGAAUUAGAUAGAAAGUUAUGAACUUUAUAAUUUUAUUUCCUGAUCUUUUGUUAUUAAACUAGUUAUCUAAUGGCGUGUUAUGCCUAAAACAAUUUAUUGUAAUAUAUAUAAAUAGUUCUGCUUAUAUGAAAAUUGUAAAAAGGAAAUUAAUGCAUUAAAAAGUUGCAUUUUUCAUAAUUGUCUUUUUGUUUAAUUAAAACUGUAUCUACUACUCAAUUAUUCAUUUUUAUUGAUAUCACACUGAACAAUUAAUGUAAAGAUAUUGCCGGUUUGUCAAUGAUACACAGCUCACAAAAACGGUGCGAUCACUAGGGCAAAACCAAAUGUUGACAUUUUAUAGUACAAUAAAUUAUUCCAAAAUUGCAAAUCUUUAAUAAAAAACUUUUCUCUAUUUAAA
This is a messenger RNA of Parasteatoda tepidariorum (common house spider), 7439 nucleotides long. Its product is annotated as E3 ubiquitin-protein ligase makorin-2. Gene Ontology annotation, molecular function: ubiquitin protein ligase activity; metal ion binding. Lineage: Eukaryota; Metazoa; Arthropoda; Arachnida; Araneae; Theridiidae. The record is from RefSeq and is a predicted model, not a curated record. Gene Ontology annotation, biological process: protein polyubiquitination.